This is a messenger RNA of Daphnia carinata, 660 nucleotides long. RefSeq names its product pro-resilin-like. Lineage: Eukaryota; Metazoa; Arthropoda; Branchiopoda; Diplostraca; Daphniidae. Bases 57 to 374 code for a protein of 105 amino acids. The transcript is spliced from 3 exons. Gene Ontology annotation, cellular component: extracellular matrix. The record is from RefSeq and is a predicted model, not a curated record.
AGUUGCGAGCCAGAACGCCCUUUUACAACCAGUGUAUAUGUGACCAACGUUAUAGUAUGAAGGAGAUUAUCGUUUUCUGUGCUCUGUUGUUGGUCAGCACGACAGUCGAUACUUUUCGCUUUGAACCGCGUCACCUCAAACCAGGUUUUGAAUAUCUUUUACCAGCGCCAUUUGCACUUGGUGAUGCCAUCAAAGAAAAGUAUCAUGGGGACUAUACUAAUGAAAAGAGCGGUAAUAACGUAGUUCGAAGUGGAACUUAUUACACCCUCCUUCCAGACGGCCGCAAACAAGUCGUGAACUACAAAGUGGAAGACAAUGGAUACAUGGCCGACGUUAGGUACCAAUCACUGGCAGAGAAAAAUAGUUCCCAUUAGGCCGUUCAUUAAUAAUUCUACUGCGGAGCACGCGACAAAAUGGGUUUAUUGGAAAUAACGAAUGAAAUUAAAAAAGUUGAACAUUCCGAAGCUCCGUGACUGUAAAGUCUCUGUAUGUUAUGUUAGUACAAUGGAUAUAGAUACAUUAACGAACGAAUUUAACAGAAUAUUUAUGUUCUGUUUGAAAAGGUGUAUCUAGCAUACCCUGGGUAAAUGUAUGUCAACUGUGCUCUACUAUUUGUGUAGCGCAUUGGUAAUUGUUCGAAAAAAAUGUAUAGCUUCAUUA